CUAUCUUCUCAAGGAAGACGAGACAUAUCUCCUUCUGCGUGUCCUUUUGCAUAAAGGACAGAGCGAAGAAGGAAGAGGAAGGCAAUUGGCACCUUAGUGUAGGCGCAUAGAGAGAGGACUCUAAAUAUUGGAGUUAUAUAGUAGUAGAAGAGUGCUGGAUUUUCCAGCCCUUUUGAUCCUUGUCUCGGCGGAGCCACCUCGCAAUAUAUAGCAGUCAUGAGUGACACCACGUCCGGCCCUCUCGACCCGUCCGGAAAAACAGGUCUCACCGAAGUUGAGAUGUCCGAGGAAGAGAGGAAGACAAGACUUGCAUCUCUGAAGCAGAGGGCAAUCAAUGCCUCGAACAAGUUCAGGCAUUCGAUGAAGAAGACCAGAGGCCGGAGAAACAGCAGUAGAGUAAUGUCGAUCGCCAUUGAAGACGACAUCGACACCAAGGAAUUACAGCAAGUAGAUGCCUUCCGCCAAGCUCUUAUAUUGGAAGAGUUGCUGCCAUCAAAACAUGACGACCAUCACAUGAUGCUCAGGUUCUUGAGGGCCAGGAAGUUCGACGUUGAGAAGUCCAAGCAGAUGUGGUCCGACAUGCUUCAAUGGAGGAAAGAGUUUGGAUCCGACACAAUCAUGGAGGAGUUUGAGUUCAAGGAGAUAGACGAAGUGUUGAAGUACUAUCCACAAGGGCACCAUGGAGUGGACAAAGAUGGGCGACCAGUGUACAUAGAAAGGCUUGGCCAAGUGGAUUCGACCAAGCUGUUGGAAGUGACCACCAUGGACAGAUAUGUCAAGUACCAUGUCAGAGAGUUCGAGAGGACCUUUGUUUUGAAGUUUCCUGCUUGCUCCAUUGCUGCCAAGAAGCACAUUGAUCAGAGCACCACCAUUUUGGAUGUCCAAGGAGUGGGGCUCAAAAACUUCAACAAAUCUGCCAGGGAACUCAUCCAGAGGCUCCAGAAGAUCGAUGGCGACAACUAUCCAGAGACCCUAUGCAGAAUGUUCAUCAUCAAUGCUGGAUCUGGAUUCAGGCUUCUGUGGAACACUGUGAAAUCAUUCCUUGACCCAAAAACCACAGCCAAAAUCAAUGUUCUUGGCAACAAAUACCAGAGCAAGUUGCUCGAGAUCAUCGAGGCCAGUGAACUUCCAGAGUUCCUGGGAGGCACUUGCACCUGCGCCGACAAGGGCGGCUGCAUGCGAUCCGACAGGGGACCAUGGAACGACCCAGAAAUUAUCAAGAUGGUUCAAAAUGGAGAAGGAAAAUGCAGGAGGAGGUCAAUGUCCAACGUUGAAGAGAAGACCAUUUCUGAAGAUGACAACACAGGAACCAAGAGAUGUGGUUCAUUCAAUUCAGAAGCAGCUGCAGCUGAGGCUGGCGGGUCUCCCAAGGAACCAAAACUCUCUUCUGUUCCAGAAGAAAUUCCGGCGGCCAAAAAAUUCGAAUCUCAGUAUCAAUAUGACAAGUUCGUUCCAGUAGUGGAUAAAGCUGUGGAUUCAAGUAAUUGGGCACUUUCAACUGAGAAAUACAAUAUAACAAAAGACCCAUUUGCAGUGCAUGAAACAUACAAAGUGCCAGACGGGUUCAGCAACCAAAUAGUAGGAGGAAUAAUGGCAUUGGUUAUGGGCAUUGUGACGAUGGUGCGGCUAACAAGGACGAUGCCCAAGAAGCUGACUGAGGCAGCCAUCUACAGCAGCACUGUCUACUACGACGGCUCCAUGACCAAGGGCCACCACCAGGCCCUCCCCGCACCCGCAGCCGUGCCCCUCAGCGACUACAUGACCAUGAUGAAGCGCAUGGCCGAGCUCGAAGACAGGGUCAAUAUCCUCAACACCAAGCCCGCCACGAUGCCCGCCGACAAGGAGGAAAUGCUCAAUGCUGCCUUGAGCAAAGUCGAUACUUUGGAACUCGAGCUCCAAUCCACCAAGAAGGCACUCGAGGAGUCCCUUGCUCGGGAGGCCGAGCUCGUCGACUUUAUCGAGAAAAAGAAGAAGAAGAAGAAGAUGAACCCAUUCCGCUGGUGAAUAAUGUGAUGUUGUUAAUUAAUAUAUAUAGGAGCUUGGAGAUAUAAAUCCAAAAGAUUAAUAAAAAGAAAGAAACAUAUUAUAGAGAGAGGGUUUCUCCCUCCUCUUUCUCUCUCUAUCUCUCCCCAUUUCUCUCUCUCUCUCACUCUCCAUCAAUGGUUUAAUCUUUAUUAUAUGUAUUUAAGACAUUGAUUAGUUGGUGUUAAGAGAUGAAUCAAUGUGUUUUUGUGUACAUUAAAACAAAAUUUUCAUCUUUCUUUUGUUAGAAACAAUAAGAUGAAGAAGUCAUAUAUAUGAUGCCCACCAUACAU
Molecule: messenger RNA, 2315 nt
Organism: Momordica charantia (bitter melon)
Lineage: Eukaryota; Viridiplantae; Streptophyta; Magnoliopsida; Cucurbitales; Cucurbitaceae
Source: RefSeq, a predicted model, not a curated record